CCUUGUGGGGCAACUCUAUAAAUAGUGGUUCAACAUCUGGAAUAAUAAUAAGAAGAGAUAUUUUUCAUCCUAAUCCCCUUUCCAACAAAUUCUCUUUCUCUCUCCUUUCUGUUAUUAGCUACGAGAUUUCCUUCUUCCCUACGAAAUCUCCUCGCCGGUAACAUUGGUAUCAGAGCGGUUCUUUCCGGCUGAGAGCUGGCGAUUACGAGACGCAAAGCAGCACAGAUGGCAAUAAUAGAGGAGGCCUUGAAAGCUUUGGUGGAUCAGCAAAAGGUGUUCGCAAUCCAGAUGGAACAACAAAAUCACAAGAUCGAGGAUCAACAGGCGAUGUUUGGACAAAUAAUGGAGCAGAUCAAGUCUAUCGCCCAGGGGGAAUCAACUUCUACACCUGGAAGCAACCGGAAUCAGGAGAGGAGAUCAGAAUCAGACAAUCCGAGGCAAUUACAUUUCAAUCCCAAGAAUCCCCUCCUUCCCCCUGAAGACAUGUUGGACAGUUUCAUUAGAUGCCCCAAACCCCAUCUCAAGGCUUAUGUGAGGGCCUUUAAACCUGAAUCACUGGCGGAAGCAAUUGAGUAUGCAAGGUGUCAAGAGGAAACUGUGCAGGCCAUAAAAGAGUUGCGUCGUGACUCAAACAAGAGCACCAAUGAUACGGUAGUAUCGACUUGGGAAGGGCUCGGAGUGCCUUCAGACUCGUGCAAAAAGCUGGUGAAGGAGAAGAGGGAGAACGAGAGGGAGACAGGAGUACUAUUCGCCCUUCACGUCGCGGUGAAGGGCGACAGUAGCGUAUUAUUGGGAACGCGAGUCGACGCGGUGGUAGCGGAAGACGGGUCGGGGCAAUUCCGGACCAUCGGCGAAGCUAUCAAAGCCGCGCCGGAGAAGAGUGUGAGGAAGUUUGUGAUAUACGUGAAGGCGGGGGUUUAUUAUGAGAAGGUGGUGGUUGAUGAGGAGAAGACGAACUUGACAAUCAUUGGUGCGGGAAUGGAUGCCACCAUUGUUAGCGGCAACUUGAGCCAUAUGGGAGGAUACGACCUAAUCAACACUUCCACAUUUGCCGUGUUUGCGAAGGACUUCACCGCCUACGACAUUGGAUUCCACAACACGGCCGGACCCGCCAUGGGGCAAGCGGUGGCCCUAGCGGUGGCCGGCGACCGGGGGGCCUUCUACCGGUGCAAAAUAUCGGGAUACCAGGACACCCUUUUCGCCCAAUCAAACCGCCAAUACUUCCGGGACUGCGCCAUCUACGGCACCGUAGACUUCAUCUUCGGCGACUCCGCAGCGGUGUUCCAGAACUGCGCCAUCCGGCCCCGGAAGCCCCUCCCGGGGCAGUUCAACGCCAUCACCGCCCAGGGCCGCCUCGAGCCCGGCGGCAAGUCCGGGUUCUCUUUCCAGAACUGCGACGUGUCCCCCGCGGAGGAUCUCGCCGGAGUCAGGACGUUCUUGGGACGGCCGUGGAAGAGUCACUGCAGAGUGGUCUUCUCGAACACUUACAUGGCCAGCUUCAUUGACCGGAGAGGUUGGGCGGCUUGGUCGGGGGACGACGACUCGCCGCCGCCCCCGGACACCAUUUACUAUGCCGAGUUCGGCAACUACGGCCCGGGGGCGGAUACAGCGAGUCGAGUCCGUUGGAAGGGGUUGCAUUUAGGGGCAAGUGGGAGUACAGAGGCAAGAACGUUUAGUGCUGAUAGUUUUAUUGAAGCAAGCUCUUGGAUUCUUCCAGAGCCCACUAGAGUGAUUACCGUAUUAAACCCUCCUUCAACCGCAGGAGAACCAGUUGAGGGGGAGGAGAAUGGGGUUGGGCCGGAACCGGAGGGGAGGGAACGUGAACCGGAAGUGAAGGAGAGAGGAAUUGCACCGGAACUGUUAAGGAAUGGAAUGGAACCCGAACCGGAGAAUGGAGUCGGAUCUGAACCGGCAGGAGAACCAAUAGUUGCCCCGGAACCGGCGGUGAAAGGAAAUGCACCUGAACCGGCUGAGAAUGUAUUUCUUAAGUUGGAUGUUGGUUUUGAGCUUCUUCAAUUGGUGAUGUGGCUUGAGUAUUUUCUAUUGCAGCUUGUGGUUGAACUUCAAGUGCAGCGCGAUUGUGGCGGAGGGGGCUGGUGCAGAUGGUCGGAGAAUGGAUCGAUGGUGGAGCUGGCGGCAACGGCGGGGCUGGCGGCCAGGAGGGGAGUGGCUACGGUGGAGGCGGUGGUGGGGGGACUUGAUGGUGGCAAGGCUGGGAAAGGAAGGAUAGGGAGGGUAUUUUAGACAAAUUACACUCAUAGUAAACUCUUCAUAAAAAUAAAGGAAAAUCAAAGUGGGAAAUUUAUUCCCGGACAGAGAGAGUAGGGGCAGAAGUAAUUUUUUAAUAGAAAAGGGAAAGAUUUUAUUGGACAAGAAAAAAGGGAAAAUGGAAAGAGUUUUUGGAACGGUGGGAGUAUAAAUUGAUGUAGAAUUAACAAAUUCAUUCCAUAUUAGGUCCAAAAGAAUAGAAUAUACUAAACUCUUAAGG
Molecule: messenger RNA, 2488 nt
Organism: Cuscuta campestris
Lineage: Eukaryota; Viridiplantae; Streptophyta; Magnoliopsida; Solanales; Convolvulaceae
Source: the annotation of a GenBank genome assembly